AUGUACGCCAUCCAGCCCUGCUCAAAAGCGAGCUCACAAUCUGAAAAGAAUGACUCGACUCUACAAUACACACCAAAUAUCAUUCCAUGCCGGAUUCACCACGAUGGACCAAUUGAUUCGUUGGACCGGUAUUGGACAGUGAAAGACGAAAAAGAUAGUACACAAACGGCGCAUUUCCGCGGACGCAAACUUCGAGGUCGGCGCGUCGCCAUUCCUGAUGGCUACCAAGGUGUAGUCGCAACACCCACAGACCGCGUGUUACCUGCAGCUCAACGGGCAGACAGUGACGGCGCUGAGGAUGCGGAGGCUGAGCCCGAGGAACCAGUGAAGAUUAUGGAGACGCAAUCGACCUUUGAUGAGUUUGUAGUAUGGGGGCAUGAGGCUCUUCCUGCGGCAGAUGACACUUUUGUCAAGGGAGUGGAAGAGUGGCUGCAGUUUGCGGACGCGAUGCAUACAACCCCAUCAGCGACGAAUGGAAAGGAGGCUGCUGCUGCUUGA
This is a messenger RNA of Penicillium samsonianum, 498 nucleotides long. RefSeq names its product ribonuclease H2 subunit C. The record is from RefSeq and is a predicted model, not a curated record. The transcript is spliced from 4 exons. Gene Ontology annotation, cellular component: ribonuclease H2 complex. Lineage: Eukaryota; Fungi; Ascomycota; Eurotiomycetes; Eurotiales; Aspergillaceae. The coding region runs from base 1 to 498 and encodes 165 amino acids. Gene Ontology annotation, biological process: RNA catabolic process.